GCUUACCUGCAGCAAGCCCAGGACCUGGUCAUUCUAGAGAGCAUCAUCCUACAGACCCUGGGCUUUGAGAUCACCAUUGACCAUCCCCACACCCAUGUGGUGAAGUGCACCCAGCUUGUCCGAGCCAGCAAGGACUUGGCACAAACUUCCUAUUUCAUGGCUACAAACAGCCCCUCCCCAAAUAACCCCUCCCCCUUUUUACUACUGAGUCCAGAGCCCGAGCCCGAACCCUGCGGGGCUUUUCUAAGGGCUUUUUGAUCUCCACUGCCUCACGAAGAACUUAUUUUAUUAUAAUAUAACUUUUAUUAUUGAUAUUUAGUUGUUAAAAGCUGUGAAAGGAUAAGGAACCCUUUCUCUAUUUCCCCCCUUUUUUCCCCCAUAGGCUCCCAGUUAGUGUUGGGCUUUGACCCCCCCAUCUGGGGAACAUGGGGGAUAUUUAAAAUAUGUCACAGAAAAUUUAAGAUGUUUUACAAAUAAUUUAAGCAUUAACUUAUAUCUCAGUGGUUUGGUUCCUUUUAAUUUCGAGGGGCUGUGGCAGAGCCUGGGGGGGACUUUUGGGGGAGGUUCCAUUUGAGGCAUUGGUGUUGAGUUUUUGGGGUGAUGGAGGGAUGGGAGCUGGGUUGUGUUUCCUUGCCCCUGCACCUGUUCUGCUUUGAGAUUCUGUCUCCAUCCCUUGCUCCCUUCCUGCAGAUCCCUGGAUUUCCUCUGGAAAAAUCCAGGAGUCCCACUGGGAUCUGGGAUGAGAAAGUGCCAGGCUGGUCCUGUAGGCACCAUGCCCGGGGCAGCCCUUCAGGGAGUCAAUUGGCACAUGGCUGUGCCCAGCUGAGCUGGAGCAGCUCCUCCUGAAACCUCAGCCCAGGGCCAGGGGACCUGCCGGGGUUUGGGUUGAGUAUUUGAGGAAAAAAGCCCUAUUUCCUUUCUUUUUUAGACUUGACUUUUCUGACCUUCAAUAAAUGGGUGGUCUCUGGA
Zonotrichia albicollis (white-throated sparrow) is the source of this 969-nucleotide messenger RNA. The record is from RefSeq and is a predicted model, not a curated record. NCBI's taxonomy places the organism in Eukaryota, Metazoa, Chordata, Aves, Passeriformes, Passerellidae.